This is a messenger RNA of Cynoglossus semilaevis (tongue sole), 827 nucleotides long. Its product is annotated as C-X-C motif chemokine 9. The transcript has 4 exons. Bases 54 to 467 code for a protein of 137 amino acids. NCBI's taxonomy places the organism in Eukaryota, Metazoa, Chordata, Actinopteri, Pleuronectiformes, Cynoglossidae. The record is from RefSeq and is a predicted model, not a curated record. Gene Ontology annotation, cellular component: extracellular region. Gene Ontology annotation, molecular function: chemokine activity. Gene Ontology annotation, biological process: immune response.
UAAAACAGCAACAUGUGGCUCAAAGGCUCAGUGUUGACGCUCUGGUUACUAACAUGAAGCUUCACCGUCUGUCAGUCUGUCAGCUCGCCUUCCUGUGUCUGUGCUGUGUUCUCAUCACAGUGAGGGAGUCAUGCAGCACGUUUGUGCCGGGAAGAUGCUUGUGUCCGGAGACACAACAAGGGGUCAGAGGGCAGCUGAAGGAGCUCAUCGUCCACAGCAAAAGCCCAAGUUGCAGCAAAGUGACAGUGAUAGUGAAACUGAAGAGUAACGACAGACUAGUGUGUCUGGAUCCAGAAGAAUUGUUGGGGAAACAGCUAGUCCGCUGCUGGAAAAGAGCUCAAGAUUUGGGUCGUGAUGUGAAAGUGUGCCUGAGGAGGAAAAGGAGGAGAGGGAGAGGAGGCAAAAACCUGCGUUCACGACAAAGGAUCAGGGGUCACACUAAGAGAGCCUCAUCUUCACAUUCUUAAAAGUCACUCACCCUGAUCUGAAUCUUGUGCAUGGAGAGAGGUGUGGACAAGCUGAUUGUUGGACCGGCUCUUGGACUCCUGGGCAGCAGCAACAGGAGCUGCAUUUUUUUAUAUUUCAAACCUCAGACGUCCAGAAAGACUGUGGGGCCACGGGGUUCUUUACUGCUCAAGACAAGCCCUGGUGGCUUGACCUAAGUCAUACAAAUGUCUUUAUAGCAAUAGAAAAUGAGAACAGUAGUUUCUACGUAGUUUUGUGGAGGCAGCUGGACAAGAGAAUUCUUACUUUCUGUUGGUUAUUUAUUUUUUAUAUAUAUAAAAAUGUCAAUGUUUUUUUUACAAUAAAUAUAUCUGAACAACAGA